Molecule: messenger RNA, 660 nt
Organism: Helianthus annuus (common sunflower)
Lineage: Eukaryota; Viridiplantae; Streptophyta; Magnoliopsida; Asterales; Asteraceae
Exons: 2
Coding region: 1-660 (219 amino acids)
Molecular function (GO): nucleic acid binding; zinc ion binding
Source: RefSeq, a predicted model, not a curated record
AUGAUACUCCGCUUGUGGAAUUUGGGGGGUAUGACACAAGUGACAACUCCGGAUAUCACGAUCAAGAAGUACAUUCGCGCUCUACCCGACUGUGUAGCUGACUUUGUUCAAGCAGCUAAACCUACUACCAUUGAGGAAACUUACCAACUCACAGCUGAGAUCAAUGAUAAGCGAGUUUUGGCUGAAUCGCAAGGUAACAAAAACAAGAACUAUGCUACUACCACCGCUCCUCUCAAUGCUGCUCCUGUCACCAAUCAAAACCGCCAAGUGGCAGCACCUGUAACCAACGCACCGCCUGCUAAGCGUGCGUAUACCGGUCCUCAUCCUCUGUGCCCUACUUGCACCUAUCAUCACCCAGUUGGGAUAGCUUACCGUUUCUGUGUCCACUGCAACCACUAUGGACAUUUCACAGCGAACUGUCGCACUGGCCCACUUCAACAAGCUCAAGCUCAAGCUCCUCCCGCACUGCCAGUUCCACUCCCCGCUCCUCAGGGUAGCCAAGCAGCUCCUGCGCCCGUAGCUCAUGCACGAUCCUGCUACUCUUGUGGUGACCCGAAUCAUUUUGCUAAUGUCUGCCCGAAUCGCGUGGUUAAACAACAACCGCAGCAACCACCGCAGCAACAACAACAACAACCACAACAGCAACAGCAGCAACCAUAA